Molecule: messenger RNA, 834 nt
Organism: Schistosoma turkestanicum
Lineage: Eukaryota; Metazoa; Platyhelminthes; Trematoda; Strigeidida; Schistosomatidae
Source: the annotation of a GenBank genome assembly
AUGGAUACUGUUCUCUUAAGUGAUCUUGAACGUUUCUACUUAGUACAAGGAGUCGAAGUGGGAUGUAGAAUGGAUGGUCGUGGCCCAAGUGAAUAUCGACCUUUAGAAAUUGAGACAAAUAUUUUAAGUCAUGCAAGUGGUUCAGCAAGUAUUCGCAUUGGUGAAACAUUCAUUGUAUGCUGUGUUAAAAUGGAGGUUGGUAAACCUUCUUUAACUAACCCUAGCGAAGGUCGUAUUGAAAUAAAUGUCGAAUGUUAUCCUACAGCAACUCACCAUUGCAAUGAGAAAGCAGCAUCCGAACUUGCAGAACGUUUGAAGACAACAUUACAAUCAACCUAUCAAUCAAAGUUCAUAGAUUUAAGCUCUCUGUGUAUCCAACGUGGUCGACAAUGUUGGGUUAUUUAUAUUGAUCUGCUUAUCUUAGAAGGUGCAGGAAACUUACUUGAUGCUUCGUCCUUGGUAAUCAAAGCUGCUCUGCUAAACGCUACACAAUCAAAUUCUUUAUUAUUAUCUGUCUUUCAAAACAAAGUGAAUUGUCUGGAAGCAGAAGUUCGGCGAUUUUCUGGAGAUAUGUUGCCAUUAUUUAUCACAGUACAUAAGAUUGGAAAAACAUACAUAAUAGAUGCAAGUAAAGAAGAAGAAGCUUGUUCAUUAUCCAGACUAUCUCUUAUUAUCUAUCCAGAUGGUUCAAUUGGUUCGUUAGAACAAGAUGGAUGUUGUAGUUGUCAAUUAGAAUCAAUUGUUGAAAUGUCACAGCUUGCAACAACUGUCGGAAAGGAGUUAAAUUACGCCCUAGUAAAGACACUAGAAUUAGAAAAGCGGUUACGUUCCUAA